Lindgomyces ingoldianus is the source of this 2389-nucleotide messenger RNA. RefSeq lists its product as uncharacterized. The record is from RefSeq and is a predicted model, not a curated record. The transcript is spliced from 2 exons. The coding region runs from base 160 to 2310 and encodes 716 amino acids. NCBI's taxonomy places the organism in Eukaryota, Fungi, Ascomycota, Dothideomycetes, Pleosporales, Lindgomycetaceae.
CUCUUCGUCUGUCCUUUGCCAUCACCACUGCGACUCCCGCAACGCCGCCGUGCACACGCCGAACAGAGACCCCGUCCUGCAAACACGCCGUACACAGCUCGCCGCAGAUGCAGCAGUCAUAAGCACCAUAGCCCACGCCGCACUCACUGCAACACCAACAUGUCGCCCUUCGAUAUCAAUCCGCGCAAGCUGUUCGUGCGGACGCGCUUCGGCUAUGAGAAGCUGCCCGGUGCUGAUAGUCAGAGCUCGUCGCCGCUCUUCGGCACACCCCUAAUCAAAUCAUGGAAAAACCGAAGUCCAUGGGCAAACCAGCAAUGGCGCCGUCCGCGGCUGUCGCUACCACGCAUAAUAAUGCUCAUGAUAACAACACUGCUGCUGGCCUCGAUGCUCGGCACUGGCAUGUACAGGAGGCACAGGUGGAACGAAGAGCAACGAAAGAAGGGAGAGAGGAAACUUUAUCACUGGGAGCAUUUUCCUCGCUUGGAUGGUUACUACAAUGGCAUUCGGUCCAUAGUGCCCUUCUCUGAUUGGGUGCCUGAGCAGAAGUUCAUCAAAAACGCCCUGUCUGGCAACCCAGAAGACAAGCUCGAACCCAAGUAUCCUGUACUAUCUAAGGAGCACAAGGAGCCGCCGCUCGAUCCCGUACCGUUCAACCCGUACCCUGACUAUUCGACGUACGAAUACCUAAAUAAGCAUGACAAGGUUGAGACAUGUUAUCUAGACAAGGAUGACAAGGUUGACCUGCCCGAUAUCUACGCGUAUCCCGGCAUCCCUCAGAACAUGAGCGAGCCUUUCUUUGGCUCGUACGAGGAGCUUGGCUUGAACGAAAAGGUCUGCUUCGAUCGUUUCGGGAGAUUUGGGCCGUAUGGAUACUCUUACCCUCGGGAAGAGGGCGGCUUGGGCAUGUCUGGCAAGUCGGAGAGCUGGGGAGCAGACAAGAUCUGGAGCUGGGAGAAAAAGAUCGAUUACAGCAAAGUAAGUUGGGCUGACGCGCAGAGGAAAUGCUACGAGAAGAACAAAGUUCGCUUCGACAAGAACAUGACCGAGGCAAACAAGGACGUUCCUGCCAAGAAGAAGCUGCCACGCCACGCAUACAUCCUUCGGACUUGGACCGGGUACAAGUACAGUGACUACCAGAUUCUUACCAUCCGCGCCAUGAUCAAUGAGCUUGCUCUCAAGUCUGGAGGCGAGUAUGAUGUGCACUUCCUAUUGCAUGUCAAGGAUGAUAGCAUACCCAUUUGGGCUUCGGAAGAGAUAUAUAACAAGACUAUCGAGGACAAUCUUCCCAAGGAAUUCUGGGGCAUGGCAACUCUUUGGUCAGAGCAGCAGAUGAAGUCGUACUAUCCAGAACCAUUCCCCAAUAACGUCUACAACCAUGCCAAAGCCCCUGUCCAUUCCGUGUACCGAAGUGCUCACUUCUCUCUCCAAUGGUUUGCACAGCGCUGGCCUGAAUACGACUUCUACUGGAACUGGGAGAUGGAUCUUCGAUUCAGCGGGCACUACUACGAGUUCAACACCAAGGUUGGUGAGUGGGCUAAGAAUCAACCGCGAAAGGGAAUGUGGGAGCGCGCUUCUCGUUACUAUAUUCCCGAGCUUCACGGGUCUUGGAAGAACUUCACUGAGCUGGUCGAGGAGGAGACGUUCAACAGCGAUGAGAAGCCAGUGUGGGGCCCACCUAAGUUCGAAAAUACUGGCAUGCUUCCGACUCUUGACGAAGUCAAACCGCCUCGCUCUUAUCUCCAGGAUAAUUAUGAAUGGGGUGUGGGUGAGGACGCGGAUCUCAUCACGUUCAACCCAAUCUUUGACCCUGCGAAAACCAACUGGGUGUUCCGUGACGACGUCACUGGAUACGAUCUUGAGCUCCCAGAACCACCUCGCCGUUGUGCCAUCAUUACGGUGUCCCGUCUGUCGAAACGCUUGUUGGAUAUUAUGCAUCGUGAGACCUAUCUCAUGAAGCAUCAUAUGUUUCCCGAAAUGUGGCCACCGAGUGUCGCCUUCCACCAUGGAUUAAAAGCUGUGUAUGCCCCUCAUGCCGUCUACUUCGACCACAACUGGCCUCUCGAAACCCUGGAUGGAACCUUCAACCGCCCUCCGAAGCCCACCGACAGUGUUUUCGGUUGGGGCGAGCACAACCAGCUUGGUAGCAGCUUCUACUACAACGCCGCCUUUUCGUCUGCCUGGUGGAGAAGAUGGCUUGGCUCAGUCGAGAAUGAAGAAGGUGGUACUGCCGCAGAGGAGGCAGGUACCGGCCGAUUAUGUAUGCGGCCGACACUAUUCCACCCCGUUAAAUUCGAGCGCGGGGCGGAGUGAUCACUUACUUUCACUUCUUCUGCACCCUUUUAAUGCCUGUUUCUGUUUUUGUUCGUGCUGCAAUUUCCCGCAUGACUAU